Molecule: messenger RNA, 1468 nt
Organism: Nilaparvata lugens (brown planthopper)
Lineage: Eukaryota; Metazoa; Arthropoda; Insecta; Hemiptera; Delphacidae
Product: ATP-dependent DNA helicase PIF1-like
Exons: 1
Coding region: 118-1452 (444 amino acids)
Biological process (GO): telomere maintenance; DNA repair
Molecular function (GO): DNA helicase activity
Source: RefSeq, a predicted model, not a curated record
GCAUUUGAUGUAGAUUUACGCCGUGAACAGAGUUACAACAUUAAUGAUCUUCAGGCAUAUGUCCAAUCGAACAUUCCCAAAUUAACGUGGGAACAGAAAGGCAUUUAUGAUCGCAUAAUGCAAAUGAUAAAUGACGGAGUUGGGGGGACCUUCUUCUUGGAUGCGCCAGGAGGAACUGGGAAAACAUUCCUCAUUAGAUUGAUUCUAGCAACGGUUCGAUCAAAAAGUGAUAUAGCCUUAGCUCUUGCUUCGUCUGGAAUAGCUGCAACAUUGUUACCAGGUGGAAGAACUGCGCAUUCAGCUCUAAAGUUGCCAUUAAACAUGCAAAUCAUUGAGACUCCUACGUGCAAUAUUUCUAAAGCAUCCGGUAUGGGAAAAGUAUUACAAAAAUGUAAACUAAUUGUUUGGGAUGAAUGCACAAUGGCACAUAAAAAAUCGCUCGAAGCUCUUGAUCGAUCAUUACGAGACUUGCGUGGAAACGUUCAACCAUUCGGGAAUGCAUUGAUAUUGCUCGCAGGAGAUUUUAGGCAAACAUUGCCUGUAAUUUCUCGAUCGACACCAGCAGACGAAAUUAAUGCUUGCCUGAAAUAUUCAACACUAUGGCGGCAUGUACAUACAUUGGAGUUGACUAUGAAUAUGCGUGUCCAGUUGCAGAAUGAUCCAUCAGCUGAGGUAUUCUCACGACAGUUACUGGAAAUUGGAAACGGUCAGCUGCCAGUCGAUGAGACGUCUAGACAAAUAUCACUUCCCGAUAAUUUUUGUAAUUUAGUUACAUCAAAAGAAGAACUGAUCGAAAAAGUAUUUCCUGACAUUCAGAUAAAUCAUAGAAAUCAUGAUUGGCUCAGUGAACGAGCUAUCCUUGCCGCAAAGAAUAAAGAUGUCUAUCAACUUAAUAAUGUUAUACAAUCCAGUAUUCAAAGUGAUGAAACUACAUAUAAGUCGAUAGACACUGUUGUGGAAGCUGAUGAAGUAGUUAAUUAUCCAACAGAAUUUCUAAACUCACUUGAUCUGCCAGGGAUACCACCACACAUAUUGAAAUUGAAAGUAGGUGUGCCAAUUAUCCUCUUGCGGAAUAUUAAUCAGCCAAAACUCUGCAACGGCACGCGACUUGCAGUUAAGAGAUUAAUGAAUAAUGUAGUGGAAGCAACGAUUUUAACAGGGCCUUUCAAAGGUGAAGAUGUCCUCAUUCCUCGAAUACCCACGAUCCCGACCGAUACACCAUUUCAAUUUAAAAGAUUGCAAUUCCCAAUUCGAUUGGCAUUUGCAAUCACAAUCAACAAAGCUCAAGGUCAAUCUUUAGAAUUGUGUGGUCUAGAUUUAGAUGUGGAUUGCUUUUCACAUGGACAACUGUAUGUUGCGUGUUCCCGAGUCGGCAAACCAGAUAGUCUUUAUAUUUACGCAGACAGUGGAAAAACAAAAAAUAUUGUAUAUAAACAAGUAUUGCAAAAUUAAACUUAUAUGAAAUGUA